Messenger RNA from Alnus glutinosa, 1769 nucleotides. RefSeq names its product cysteine desulfurase 1, chloroplastic. The coding region runs from base 40 to 1479 and encodes 479 amino acids. NCBI's taxonomy places the organism in Eukaryota, Viridiplantae, Streptophyta, Magnoliopsida, Fagales, Betulaceae. The record is from RefSeq and is a predicted model, not a curated record. The transcript is spliced from 10 exons. Gene Ontology annotation, molecular function: cysteine desulfurase activity; pyridoxal phosphate binding.
UUUUAUGAAUAAAUCGCCAACGAACGAGUCCUCACUCACAUGCCGCCUACUCCUCUCCAGCUGUGCUCCUCGGCGAUGGAAACCGCUGUCCAUAAACUUCCUUCUUUCAAAAUCCUAAACGCUAGAUGCUCCACCGCUCGGGGCUCCGCGUCUUUCCGGGUCCAGCUCCGCAGGUCUUCCUCUUCCCUUUCCGUAUCGGCUUCGGCAGUCCGAGAAGGCGACCCGGCUCUCGGGUCCGUUUCUCUCGGCCACAUUACCCGACCCGAUUUCCCCAUCCUCCACCAGGAAGUGAAUGGCUCAAAACUUGUCUACUUGGACAAUGCUGCAACUUCUCAGAAGCCGACUUAUGUGUUGAAGGCUUUACAAAAUUAUUAUGAAGCUUACAAUUCUAAUGUGCACCGUGGGAUUCAUUUCUUAAGUGCAAAGGCGACGGAUGAGUAUGAGUUGGCAAGAAAGAAGGUGGCAGCUUUUAUCAAUGCAUCGGAGUCUAGAGAGAUUGUUUUCACGAAGAACGCUACUGAGGCCAUCAAUCUGGUAGCUUAUUCCUGGGGCCUGUCAAAUUUAAAACCUGAAGAUGAGGUAAUACUUACAAUUGCUGAGCACCACAGCAACAUUGUUCCUUGGCAACUUGUGGCUCAAAAGACUGGUGCUAUUUUGAAAUUUGUUACUUUAAAUGAAAAUGAAGCUGCAGAUAUAGGCAACCUAAAGCAAAUGCUUUCAAGGAAGACAAAAAUUGUAGCUGUUCAUCAUGUUUCAAACGUGCUAGCUUCCGUGCUUCCUAUUGAAGAGAUCGUGCAUUGGGCGCAUGAUGUUGGGGCAAAAGUGCUCUUGGAUGCCUGUCAGAGUGUUCCACACAUGGUUGUCAAUGUACAGAGCCUUGAUGUUGAUUUUCUUGUUGCAUCUUCUCACAAGAUGUGUGGGCCUACAGGCAUUGGAUUCUUAUAUGGUAAGAGUGAGCUAUUGUCUGCCAUGCCUCCAUUUCUAGGUGGUGGAGAAAUGAUCUCUGACGUAUAUCUGGAUUAUUCCACUUAUGCUGAACCUCCAUCUAGAUUUGAGGCUGGAACACCUGCAAUCGGCGAAGCAAUUGGGUUAGGAGCAGCAAUUGAUUAUUUAUCUGGAUUUGGCAUGCAAAAGAUACAUGAUUAUGAGUUGGAACUGGCUAACUAUCUGCAUGAAAGCCUUCGUGCUGUCCCCAAUAUUCGCAUCUAUGGCCCAGUACCUUCAGGAAAUAUCAACCGUGCUGCCCUUUGCUCUUUCAAUGUCGAGAACAUUCACCCUACAGAUAUUGCAACAUUUCUUGACCAACAGCAUGGAGUGGCUAUCAGAUCAGGUCACCAUUGUGCCCAACCCCUUCAUCGCUGUUUAGGAGUCAGUGCAAGUGCACGUGCUAGCCUCUACUUCUAUAACACUAAAGAGGAUGUUGACAGUUUAGUCUGGGCACUCAAAGACACGGUCAGCUUCUUCAAUUCUUAUAAGUAGAGUUAAUUGUUCUCUUCAGACCUACCUCUUGUGUCAAAUGUCCUGCUUCCACAUGACUAAGUUUUUUGUCUUAUAUUUUUUUCACUUUCUACAGUUUUGUUAUAUGAGUGCUCUUUUGGGUUAUGUUUCUCCUUUAAUUAGUAUCCUUUGCUGUAGACCAUUAUGGGAAGAGGGAAAAUGCGUAAGAUACUGAUUAACCUAUCUCACACAGUUCUAUUCUUUAUAUUUGUGGGAUAAUUGGCCUUUUGAAAUAGUUUAUUGAAAUUGAUUAGGGACCAUUUAGAAAUGAA